AUGAAGAAUCUUUUACCCUUGACAACCAACAUCUUACCAAUGUUCAUGAAACUUCUAGCACUUAAUGAUUAUGAAAUUACUAACUUAAAAGUUCAUAAUUUUAAUGAUUCUGAUAGUGAACAUGAUGAGCCAUCAAAUAAACAUUAUAAGACAAUUCCUAUUAAUUUUAAUGAAACUGAUAGUGAACAUAAUGAGCUAUCAAAUAAGCAUUACAAGAAGUUAGCUAAAACCUUUAGUGAUACUGAUGACUCUGAUAUUAUUGAUUCCAGUGACUCUAAUGAUAGCUCUAAAACGGAUGAUUCAAGUGAUAAGCAGUCUUCAAGAAAAUACAAGUAUAAAAAAAAAUAUAAGGGUGUUCUUACAACACACAAUUCUGGAAAUACUUUAUCCAAUAAUGAUUUAAAUUACAGGCAUGGUUCUGAAUCUACAACAAUAGAAAGCAUUGAAGCCCAAAUCACUACCUCUACAGAAACAACUGCAUUACGAACAGUUCAUUCUAAGAAAAGCAUAGAUAACAUGGCAAAGCCUAAAACAAAACUUAUUAAUAAAUUUUUGAUUGUUUCAAAUUCGAAAUCAUCACAAAAAGACCUGCGAACAGUAUACUCAGGGGUUAAUGAUAUAGCACCUGGAAAAGUAACAGAUAAUCAGUCAAAAUGA
Molecule: messenger RNA, 657 nt
Organism: Dentiscutata heterogama
Lineage: Eukaryota; Fungi; Glomeromycota; Glomeromycetes; Diversisporales; Gigasporaceae
Source: the annotation of a GenBank genome assembly